UAUACACCCCCCUUAAUACGGUGCGCCACCCGCAGCUGCGAGUGUGACUACAUUUGGAGCGACUCACGGUGGUGAAGGACCAGUGGGGAGGGACCGCCGGGCUGGGGAAGGCACACGGCUCGCUGUGCAUUCUUCCAGGGCAAAGUGGGACAGACUGCCUCCCAACCCUAUCAGCAAAGCGAGAGGUCAUUGGGUCUGAUGGAAUCUGAAUUUUAUUGGAAGAAAGUCUGGCUCCUGUUUUUUUUUUACCUCAGCUGAUAAGCGGAGAAAGAGCAUCCAAUCUCCUGAUUGUCCCUAAAUGCUUUGCAAUCAUUUUGGGAGCAGAGUAUCGUCUGAAUCCUUCUGAGGGACACGGACGUCAUGGAGAACCCGGUCCUGGAGCCCAGAGCAGAGCGGAUCGCCCGCUACAAAGCUGAGAGGAGGCGAGAGCUGGCCGAACGCUACGGCAACAUGGAGGAGCUUCCUUCCAAGUGGGUGAGGAGGGAUGGGAAGGAGGAGCACGAGCCGGCGAGCCGACCCCGCGGGGGGCCGUUGAACUCGGACGGCCUCAGUGAACGAGUUAACGGCCGAACGCAAGAGGUUACGAACGGAUUAGAGGCCGAAGCCGGCUACCAGAGAAGGCAGGGUUGCCAGGACUCUGUCGGCAUGCUUAGUGGGGAGGAGGAGCACUUUGUCCCUCUUGGUCCCGACGCCCCGCAGCUCCGCACUCGGGUGUCGGUGGGCCAGUUGAGAAGUGCCCUCCUGCAGCAGACGGAGAGCGGAGCGCAGCCUGAGAAAGCCUGCCCCGACGCUGGGCGAGCCACGUCCUCUCUGGACCUGGCUGUGAAGCCGGGCUCUGAGGCGGGCCGGCGGCGCACCCGGCGAUACUACCCUGGAGGUCCAAGCGGUGGUCGCAAAAACAGCGAACGCUUCAGGACCCAGCCAAUCACAGCCAAUGAGAUGGAGGAGAGCAGCGGGCUCUUGGGUGGAGAGGAGGAGGAGGACAGUAAAGGGGACGUGAAAACUGACGACCGAGCCAAAAUGAGCGUGGCAGCCAAGAUGUCUUUGUUCAAAGAGCUGGAGAAGUCCGCUGUCUCCGAGGCCCCGGGCUUCCUGAAGCCUCGCGCGGGCGCCGUCUGCCACGAACGCAGGGCGCGACGCAGCAACGACCACCGCUUUCUGACUCAGCCGAUCACCUGCGAGGAAAUGGUGGCAAUAAGUGCCCCCAAACCCGCUCCUCCUCAGGCGGAAGCUCAGCCUGUGCAGGCCGAGUCGGCGGAGGACGGGGACGAGAGCUGCAAGCUGAGCAUGAGUGAGAAGCUGGCCCUCUUCAACCAACUGUCUCUGCCUUCGAGGCAGGGGGGGGCCCCUGCUGAAGGGCCCCCGGAGAGACGGAGGCAGAAGGGGGCUCGGUACCGCACGCAGCCCAUCACCGUGGAGGAGGUCAGCAUGCUCCAGAAAGGCCCCGUUCAGCUUCCUGCCUUCGAUUUGUCCCCACAUCUGUCCAGCAUCCAGCAGGCCUCGUCUGUCAACCUCAAACCCAGCGAGGUUCGUCUUUCUCAGCCAAAACCAGAGGCCGUCCCCGCAGUCACAGCCGCAGAGCCCGGUCCGGCGCAGCUUGACGCCUCGGAGCAAGGCCUGAAAGGGAUCCUGAAGAAGAGCAGUUCUGCAGGCUCGGAGUGGAGCAAGGCCGAGGACAGUGAGACGGACGCGCCUUUCAGGCCCGAGCAGAACGGCGGAGGCUGCGGAGAAGCGGCGGCGCUGCGCAGGAGGGUGGAGGGGAGCGAGAGGCAGGAGUUGUCUGCGCCGCCUCGGAGAGCGAGAGCCUCAGGUGUGGAGGGAGGCUUGGUAACGGCUGUUCCCUGGAGGCAGAGGGCUAGGAACAGGAGGGAAACCAUCGCCUGCACGCCUGUAAGAGCAUCAUCAGAGUCGGACGCUUCUUGGGAGGAGAGGUCCCGCUGCACCAGAAACGGCUCCAAGCAAGAGGAAGAGCAAGGUGGUGCGGUAGACGAUGAAGCAACAGGACUUGCUCAGGUCAAUGCAAUAGAUAAAACGGCUGACGUGCAGGAGACCGGCAGAGGCAAGGAGGAGUCAGAAAAGCCUCAGUGCUGGGAGCCCGUGUUUGCCUCUGUCUAUUCUAGCAUUACGCCCCAAUAUAUCAUGUCUUUCAAUCAGAACAAUCUGUCCUUCGAGGUGCAAGAAGUCUCUUCUCCUACGAAGAACCAGCCUCACUGGGGACAGAAGGCUAAAGGAGCUGAGCCCGAGUCUGAGAUGUUGGAAGCUGAAGAAAUGAAUACGCAGCAGGAGAGGAGAGAGCAGGAGGCUGGACGCAUGGCCAAGAGGAGUCUCGGAUCUCCUGAGUCAGACAGAAAUGAUGUCUGUCAUAACAAGAAACACUCCACAGAAGCUCUGACAUGCACAUAUGAAGCAGAUACCUCCACCCAGCCUGUGAUGGAGUUUGAAGAUCCGCAGAGCGCCUCCCUCCCAGUGGCUCCUCGGGAAGCGAAAGAGGACCAAGGUUUCUUCUGCGAGCAGCGGCCGCCUCCUUCCACCCGCUCCCCCCCACCGUGCAAGGGUGUUGCUGUCACGGAUGGCGAACAGGACCUGGGUGUCCUCUGCCAGACCAACACACCCAUACUGUCCUCAGCGGUAGCAGAACACAGGCGGUCCGUGCGUCCAUCCCGUCGGACUCAGGGCUCCAGAAACCCUCUGAGGGCUCUGGCCGCCAGGGAGGACAUCAGGCAGGACUACAUGGGGGAGAGGGUCAGCACAUCUGCUGAUGAGAGGGUCCAAACUGAGAUCAAGUCUAAGAACUCCUCCAGGUCAGACGACGUCGUUUCUUCCUCCGAUGCAGAGACAAACAGGUCUCACCCUCCCUUCAGCAGCCUGAUGCUCAUCCACAUCAAAGGUAGGCAGCAUGUCCAGGUGCGCCUGGUGGAGCCCUCAGUGCGGUCGCUGAACAGCGGAGACUGCUUCCUGCUGGUCACUGCCGAGCACUGCAUCCUGUGGAGUGGAGAGUUCGCAAAUGAACAGGAAAAAGCCAAGGCCAUGGAGCUGGCAACGUUCAUCCAGAGGCAGAAGGAUCUUGGCUGCGUGGCCUCCCAGGUCGUCCACCUGGAGGAGGGGCUGAACUCGGACAGUGGCGUGGCUGCGGACUUCUGGAGUCUUCUGGGAGGACGAGCACAGUACAGGGGAGCUGGUGCAUCGGAGGAGGAUGAGCUCUACGAGCACGGCGUGGUGGAGUCCAACUGUGUGUACAGACUGGUGGAGAACAGACUGGUGCCCCAUGAGCAGGCCUGGGCCUCCAUCCCCAGCACCUCCCUGCUGGGCUCCUCUGAGGCCCUGGUGUUUGAUUUCGGCAGCGAGGUCUAUCUGUGGCACGGACGGGAUGUUUCCCCCGGGAGGAGAAACGUUGCUCUCCAGCUGACUAACCAAGUGUGGGUUGGACCUUAUGACUACAGCAACUGUCGAGUCAACCCACUGGAUCCUGCUCAGUGUAACCCCAGCAUUAAGCUGUGUGGAGAGGGCCGUCCCGGCUGGGCUGUGUUCGGCGUCCUCUCUCAGCAUAGCGAGACGGCUCUGUUCAGGGAGAAGUUCCUGGACUGGAUGGGCAGGAGUGAGGACAAGGAGGAAGCUGUCCCAGUGCAGAUUGAGACCCAGUCCAUCCCAACUCAGUCGUCCCAGCCCGUUUCCCCAUCGUCUGACCCCCUGAGUCCCUGCGAUGCCAAAUCUCUAGUGUCAGGUCAGUCGUUGGAUGGGGACGCUUCGGUCCGUACCGUUUUGGCCGGGGUCGAUGUCAAGAGAGGCCACGGUGUCAUCACGCUGGAGGAAGGGCGUCAGAUGGAGCUGAAAACUGUAACAGUGGACACCUGGCACGUCCAGGAGUUUGACGACAGUGAGAUCCCAGUGGAGAGCACGGGACAGCUCCACGAAGGAGACUCCUAUGUCAUCCGCUGGACGUACAGCAUGCACACCGCUGGAAACACAAAGAGCUCAGAUGAGCGCGGCAGUGGGGACGCAUCGCAAGAGAACACCGCCUUCUUCUUGUGGCGAGGCCGGCACUCCAGCGUCAGUGGACGGGACACAGCAGCCUUCCUGUCCAUUGGUAUGAACAACCAUGAAGAGUCACAGGUGGUCGUACCUCAGGGAAAGGAGCCCCCCUGUUUCCUGCAGCUUUUCCAGGGAGGUCUGGUCAUUCACAAGGGAAAAAGAGAUGAAGCGUCUUCUACUGCAGCAGGCUGGCGUCUGUUCUGUGUACGAGGUGAGCUCCCAGAGGAGGGGCUGCUGUUAGAGGUGGACUGCUGCUGUCCAAGUCUGAGGUCGCGGGGCUCUGUUGUUCUGCUGAAUAGCCAGCAGGGGGUGCUGUAUCUCUGGACUGGUUGUAAAGCCCACAGCAGCACCAGAGAAGUGAGCAAGAGGGUGGUGGAGCGCCUCACUCAAAUGUGUCCACCAGAGCUGAGUCUCAGCAGCAGCAGCCCUGUGAAGGUGCAGGUCGUGGAGGAAGGUUCAGAGCCUGCGGACUUCUGGACUGCACUGGGACAGAUGGACAGGAAGGCCUAUGACUGCAUGCUGCAAGAUCCAGGGAAGUAUAACUUCACACCUCGCCUCUUCCACCUGAGUGCCUCCUCUGGGACUUUUAAGGCCAAGGAGCUCCAGAGCCCAACACGGCUGCCAGGGCUCGUGAUGGCGAUGCCCUUCGUCCAGGAGAGUCUGUACUCUGCACCACAACCAGCCUUGUUCCUGCUCGACAACCGCCUGGAGGUCUACUUGUGGCAGAGGGGACAGCCGGAGCCGACAGAGAGCUCAGACUCAACGUGGAGCCUCUGGCAUAAUGAGAGAAAGUGCGCCAUGCAGACUGCGCUGCAGUACUGCAAAGAGAUGAACCAGAGAAGGCCGCCGCAGGCCUACCUCAUCUUUGAGGGGUUGGAGCCUCUCACCUUCACUAAUGUUUUCCCCCGCUGGGAGAAAAGCCUGGAACCACGACCACAGGGUGAUGAAGGAUGCGUGAAGCUGACCUUGGUGCAGGACGCCCUGGCCCAGCUCAUGAAGACCCAGUACCCUCUGGAAGAGCUGCUGCAGAGCCCCUUACCUGAAGGAGUGGACCCCCAGCACCUGGAGGUCUACCUGUCUGACCAGGACUUCCAGACUAUUUUGGAAAUGAAGAGAGAUGAAUAUGCCUCCCUCCCGAGCUGGAAGCAAAUUGAUCUGAAGAAAAGCAAAGGGCUGUUGGGUUAGACAUCAAGAGGAGGCCGACUGAUGCUCCACUGGUGGGAACUUCCUCCUGUGCUGAGGGAGCGAGAUGGCAUGGAGGAUAUUAGCACCGUGUGGCUGCACAAAAAGACUGCUCACGACGUAAUAAAAAGAAGAAGAAAAAGAAUCACUUUUAUUUAUGUCAGAUUAGUACGAGUGUGUGGACUUUUUAAUGGACAUGGAUUUCUCUGUAGCUACCGUUCGGUUCAGAGCAACAACAACGAGACAUUUUCCUAUGAAAUGUAAUUUUAUCUGUACAAAUCAGCAAAAGAGAAAAAAAAUUGUAUGAAGGAGUAAAGGAGCAACAUCAGUGACAAAUUGUGGGAAAGCAAAGGAGGUAAAUGCUAAUAAACAAUGUUAACAUACAAAAAACGACAAA
Molecule: messenger RNA, 5608 nt
Organism: Mugil cephalus (flathead mullet)
Lineage: Eukaryota; Metazoa; Chordata; Actinopteri; Mugiliformes; Mugilidae
Gene: svilc
Product: supervillin c
Exons: 34
Coding region: 361-5214 (1617 amino acids)
Biological process (GO): actin filament severing; cytoskeleton organization; actin polymerization or depolymerization
Cellular component (GO): cytoplasm; actin cytoskeleton
Molecular function (GO): actin filament binding; phosphatidylinositol-4,5-bisphosphate binding
Source: RefSeq, a predicted model, not a curated record